This is a messenger RNA of Tarenaya hassleriana, 952 nucleotides long. RefSeq names its product myb family transcription factor EFM-like. The coding region runs from base 54 to 914 and encodes 286 amino acids. The transcript is spliced from 4 exons. Gene Ontology annotation, molecular function: DNA binding; DNA-binding transcription factor activity. The record is from RefSeq and is a predicted model, not a curated record. Gene Ontology annotation, biological process: regulation of DNA-templated transcription. Lineage: Eukaryota; Viridiplantae; Streptophyta; Magnoliopsida; Brassicales; Cleomaceae.
UCUAGACAAACAGGGAAAAAAAUUAAAGCCAUUGGAACCCUAAUUGAAACACCAUGGUCAAGAGCAUAAACAAGGUGGAUUACACUCGGAAACGGCAGACACGUGGAGAAUGCAUCGAAACCCUUGAAGAAGAACGCCGCAAGAUCCUCGUCUUCCAACGCGAAUUCCCUCUUUGCCUAGAGCUCGUCACCCAAAGUACGUAUACACACACACACACACACAUACAUACAUACGCUUGUGUCUGCAUUUCGCUAAAUAUAUACAUAAAUUUAGCGAUUGAGGCAUGUAAGAGAGAGAUGUCGGGAACGGCGGCGGCGGAUAACAUGAACAGCCAAUGGGAGUGCUCGGAACAGACGAACGGAGAGUACGGUCGACCCAUCUUGGAAGAGUUCAUGCCCAUCAAGAGAUCAUCUUCUGGUGAUGAACAUGGAUCUCACCGGUCAAACGGCAGAACAGAUGACAGUGACACAAAAUCCGACUGGCUCAAAUCUGUUCAACUUUGGAACCAACCCGACCAGCCCACCAAAGAGGAGCGUUUGCAAGAGAAAGAGACGGUGGUCGGGGUGGAGAGAAACGGCAAAGAGAACAGGAAAACUCCGGAGACGGAGACUAUCGGCGGCGGAGAUGGAAUGAAGAAUGAGGCGGAGAAAGACGUCGGAGUGAAGAGAAAACAGAGGCGCUACUGGUCGCGAGAUUUGCACAGGCGGUUCUUGAACGCUCUUCAACAGCUCGGCGGCGCUCAUGCUGCUACGCCCAAACAGAUAAGGGGGAUAAUGAAGGUCGGCGGAUUAACAAACGACCAAGUUAAAAGCCACUUACAGAAAUAUAGAUUGCAUACAAGGGGGCCGAGCCAAGUCCUCACUACCAACGUCCGAUUACACCACAUCCCGUCCGCCGCCGCCAUAAAUAAAUAAAUAAAUAUUUAUAUAUUCAAAAUGUUGGUUGGUCAGUU